Coffea arabica (coffee) is the source of this 843-nucleotide messenger RNA. NCBI's taxonomy places the organism in Eukaryota, Viridiplantae, Streptophyta, Magnoliopsida, Gentianales, Rubiaceae. The record is from RefSeq and is a predicted model, not a curated record.
AUGGAUGCAGCAGAGAUGAGUGCAGUAGAUAGACUAUCAAACCUUCCCAUAAAUGUCAUCCAAAAUAUCAUAGGAUGCAUGCCCAUUCGAGAUGCGGCAAGAACGAGUAUUUUGUCGAGCAAAUGGAGAUAUGUUUGGGCUGAAUAUCCAGAGCUUGUUCUUGACAAGCAAUUCUACACGGAGAUGGUGCGAAGCAAAUCACCGAUCCUCUUCCAGUCCGAAUAUGGAAACAUAGUCAAUGGAAUACUUUUUCAACACCUUGGACCCAUUCUGAAAUUUGGUCUUGACAUUCCAGAAUUGCAGUCAUCUCGAUACUCCAAUAUUGAUCAGUGGUUGCUAUUUGUGUCAAGAAAGGAUGUCACAAAACUCAUUCUUCAUAACAGAAGUCCUAAUCGUUACAAAGUACCAUCUUAUGCAUUCAGUUGUCCAAAACUUGCUGAUCUAAAUGUGACUGGGUGUAUUUUCAGUGCACCAAAGGGCUUAGAUGGCUGCAGAAAGCUCACUUACCUUUUUCUGACAUCAGUCGCCUUCGAGUUCUCAAGUAAUCGGAUCAAAUCUGACGAGAAAACACUCCAGCACUUGAAAGAACCAGGUCUGAUGAAGGAAAGUUUGAAUGGACUCAAGACUGUGAUCAUUAGAAACUUUAAGGGUUCAACAGCUGAACUGCUUCUUGUUAAGCUUUUAUUAGCCUGCUCCCCGUCACUUGAAAGAAUGUGUAUUCAAGAGAACCAAGGCCUUGACCCAAUUGAAAGGUUGAACAUAUCAAAGGAGUUGAUGCAGUUUUCACGAGCAUCGCCCAAAGCAGAAAUGUUUUUCCGACCAUUUGGUUUUGAUUUCCAUUGA